AUGGCGUCUCUCCCUCCGCUCAGUGGGAACUACGAGGCAGCAAUCAAGCUCAUUGAUUAUGCUCAUGCCCAGGAUCCCAACAAGAUCCCCGCACCGGAUGGUUCAGGCGAGCUACCGUAUGAGCUCCAUUAUGCCCGCAAGAUGACGAGCUGGCUCGCCCCAAGGUGUCCUGAUGCCUCUCCUGCGUUGCAAGUUGCUUGCCGGGCGCAACAUUUCAGACGCUGGGAGCUACCACGAAGCAGCUACCCGAUGACUCGGGCCGGAUAUCUCACGUGGAGGGCAAAGCAGAAGAGCCAGGCUGCAUCUCAAGUAAAAGAACUACUUGCCUCCAUGGAUGAACCACUCCCAGGCGCUGAUCUCGAGCGGAUAUCGGCACUGAUCAGCAAGCAGGACCUGGCCACCAACGAGGAGACACAGGUGCUGGAGGAUGUGGCCUGCUUGGUUUUCUUGGAUGAUCAGCUUGACGGCUUUGAAUCAAAGCCUGAUCAUGACGAGGAGAAGGUUAUCAGCAUUCUGCGCAAGACAUGGAAGAAGAUGAGCCCCAAGGGUCAAGAAAUGGCGCUGCAGAUGAAGCACAGCGACCGGGCGACGUCUUUGUUGCAGAAGGCAUUACAGGGCUGA
Diaporthe amygdali is the source of this 621-nucleotide messenger RNA. RefSeq names its product glutamyl-tRNA synthetase. The coding region runs from base 1 to 621 and encodes 206 amino acids. Lineage: Eukaryota; Fungi; Ascomycota; Sordariomycetes; Diaporthales; Diaporthaceae. The record is from RefSeq and is a predicted model, not a curated record. The transcript has 2 exons.